Paraglomus occultum is the source of this 1209-nucleotide messenger RNA. The record is from the annotation of a GenBank genome assembly. Lineage: Eukaryota; Fungi; Glomeromycota; Glomeromycetes; Paraglomerales; Paraglomeraceae.
AUGGUAGGCAGCAUUCACAAAACUCAAGGAAAUUCUAAAGUCUCAAAGAGAACGUCUUCGAAUAUCCAAAACCGUAGAGCUACUCGUCAGCAGCCAACUAUUUCUUCAAAUUCUUCCCUGCCAACUAUUUCUUCAAAUUCUUCCCUGCCAACUAUUUCUUUAAAUUCUUCCCUCCCUCUUUCGUUCAACCCCGAUAAUAUCCCUAAAAUUAAAAAACUUCUCAACCUUCACCCACCCCCGUACUCCGUGGAAGAAUUAUGUGCCAAUCGCUUUGUAGGAGAGGAUGAAAAGGUUCUACGCCCAUCGAAUUGUUGGAUACUUUUUCGAACCUGUGCGGCGCGACGUAGUCGGGAGCUGCCAGAAUUUAAAGAUAUUCAGCAACAGCAACUUUCGGAAAUAUUUGCAAUGUUAUGGGGUGAGUGUAGCGGCGCUGAAAAAGAACAAUAUCGUCAAUUACAACGACAAGUAAAGAAAUUGCAUCAGCAAUAUCAUAAAGAUUGGAGUUAUAAGCCAGCAAGAGGUAAUUGUUGGCGAGUUCAAAGAGCACAAGGUGAAUAUGUUGAUAGUCGACCUAACGAAAUUCAAGGUUAUCAAACCAUCCAAGUGAUAACGUUUCAAUACAACGUUGCCGCUCAGUCACACACAGUACAUAUCGUUGAAACUCAGAUGGUUCCGCCCUCAUACUUGCAUGAAUCGUUUUCUUGUGUACCCGAGGGACACUCGCAAUCCUGGGUACAAUCACCAUUCGCUGAGACCGAAAACUCGCUUUCUUGUGCUUCGUCACCAAUAUUCCCUCACUGUGCAUCACCGACGAUGUCAGCUGACGAAUAUUCGUUUUUCUCGCCGCUCGCUGAAAUUGAACCCCCAUUUUCACCUGAUGGUAACUCGUUUUUGUCGCCAUCCACUGAGAUUGAAAACCCAUUAUCACCCGAUGGUAACUCGUUUUUGUCGCCACCCACUGAGAUUGAAAACACAUUUUCACCCGAUGGCAGCGGCUUGCUUUUGUCGCCACUCACUGAGACCGUAGACCUGCUUUCCGAUAUGUCUAUAUUAUUGGGUCAAUCGCUUGUCUAUGAAACAUCACCGACCAUGUUAUCCGAUAACCACACGCAUUUGUGGCCAAUUUUUGAAACAUCAUAUGAUGGGUAUGCGUCACCACCAUUCAAUGAUGAUCUUGUUGAUUACCACCAAAAUGACGGGUGGACCUAA